AUGGAGUACUUUUAUAAAAAGGCAUCUAGUCUACUUCCUGGUUCAUUGUAUCAUGAAGCCGAGGAACCUACUCAUGGUGAUAUACAGCAAUCAUCAUCCGCUGCCGAGCAACAACCGAUGGCUAGCACACAACGUGCAACGGUGGAUCAAAAUUCGACAUUUGUGGCACCUGAACCCACACGUGCCAAGCAAAGUGGAUUGCUCAGCAAGGACAACAAUCAAUUUGGAUCCGUUACAGGCAAGCAACCUGUAAAAGAACCAAGCAAGCCAAUGCCUACUACUACUACUACUGGUCAACAACAACAACAACAACAACAACCAGGAUCAGGAAUGGUGUCAAAAACCAAUGAAACAGGACCCAAUCAAGGCAUGGCUGCUGGUGGUGGUGGUGUACCCGAUCAUGAGGAUGAAUUUUAUGGUUCUGCGAUUGAACAAAGGAAAGCACCCAUGUCAAAUGCAGCACCCACUUCAAAUGUGACCCAACAACAGCAGCCACAAACAUCUGAUACGGCACCAACGGCUACCGGUACCCAUAGCAGAAAGGAUUCACGGGUGAUUUCUGAUAUGCCACCAUCUCCACACCAACAAGCUGCAGGGCAAUCAGAGACAGCUGCAAUCCCACCAUCAUCAUCACAACAACAGCAACAACCUUGUCAAAAAGUUCAAUUUAGCACUGAUGCACCACAACAAAAGCAAUCAUCAUCCCAGCCACCACCUCUCAAUACUAAGGCUCAACCAACAGCUGCACCUGUAGCAGCAGCAGCAACAACAACAGCAAACACAAACAAGAGUGAUGGCUCUUAUGCAGCUGAUCAAGGAUCUUUUCAUCCGGCAGAUAGCGAGCAUCCAGCAGGAAAAGAGAGCGCGCCUGUAACCGAUAAUGCUGUACCGCCUACACAACAACAGCAGCAAUCUCUUCCUGGUGACAAGCGACGUGGAUCAAAGGGAUCUGGACAUGGCAUCAAGAGCUUUUUCGAAAAGAUCACACAUCCAGGUCAUUCUGGUGGCAAAGGAGAGAGAAAAUCAUCGGCAAAUACGCAGCAAAAAGAUUUCAGCAAGUAUGAUAUCAGUUCGGCACAAAAGCAAGGUGGUUUCGCUGCCGGACCUAUUCCUGCCAAUGGUGGUUUGGCUGCAGCUGGUGUAGGUGGUGCAGCCAUGGUAACGGGCAUUGAAGCCAUGGAACAGGAAAAAGAACGACAACAUCAACAGCAGCCGAGCACACAACCGACAACAAAAGGAAAUGGCCGAGAUCUUGGCAAGUCAGGUGCUGCUGGUGAUAUACAACAACAACAACAUGUGCCACCUGAAAGCACCAAUGAAGGCAAUGGCAUGAAGCAACCUAAUGCUACUGGUGCUGGUAAUUCAACAAAUGCCACUGCUUUGAACCAGCAAGAAAGAACCAAUUUGGAUCACAAGGGUGGAAACAUCCAAUCGUCAACUACUACCGAUGAUAUGCAGCGUACCAAUCAAAGUGCUGGAAUGAAUAAUGCAAUGCAGCAGCAGCAGCAGCAACCUACUACAGCAGAUGCCACUAACCGACAUGAACCAAACCAAGUAACCGGCAACAACAACAACACCGUUGGUCGAAAUGUUGCACCGAUGCAACAACAGCAGCCAUCUGCUGCUGCCUUAGGACCACAAAAAAUGAAUCAACCAGCUGCUGGUGCACCACAACAACAACAGCCACAAAUGCCAACCACCACUGCCAAGGAAAAAAAUGCUGCAACUACCGAAGCAUCUCAGCAGCAAAUGCAACAACCCAUGUCAGCUGGUGAUGGUGGCACAGGUGGAGAUACUAUGACAACAACGGCUCCUAGUACGGACCAAAAGAAUCCAGCAACAGCGGGUCAAGGUGGUGCAAAGGAAGAACGGCAACAAUCCAUGACGCAAGAAGCAGCGGCUAUUCAACAAAGCAGUGGCCAAGAAGUACCCGUAUCCUCUCGAGAGAAUGGAGGAGAAACAAAGAAAUGGGUAUCAUCACCACCCAGCAAUACGGGUAAAGGAAUUGGCGGUGCUAUUGCUGGUGCGGCGGGUGCCACGGCUGUUGGUGCCGGCGUGGCGCAUGCACGCGGUGACACAAGCAAUUACAGCCACCCACAGCAACAACAGCAGCAGCAGCAGCACGGUCCGUCGUCGUCGGGUGACACAGCAGCACAAAAUGACGUUGCUGGGCAACAACAACAAGACCAAUCACCACCACCACCACCACAACGACGUCGUAGUAGUCUCCAAGAGUAUAUUUCAGGCAUGAUUGAUACACGACGUGGCUCAUUCAAGGAAACAUUGGGCAAAUUACUUCAUCGUGAAAAUUGGGAAAACGAUGGUCAAGCAUUACGUAUGCAUGGUCAGCAAAAGAUUGACGACUUCCAUGCUGCUCAACAAGCACACAAGAAAUCCAUUACUGCUAUCUAA
This is a messenger RNA of Lichtheimia ornata, 2412 nucleotides long. RefSeq lists its product as uncharacterized. The transcript has 10 exons. NCBI's taxonomy places the organism in Eukaryota, Fungi, Mucoromycota, Mucoromycetes, Mucorales, Lichtheimiaceae. The coding region runs from base 1 to 2412 and encodes 803 amino acids. The record is from RefSeq and is a predicted model, not a curated record.